GGGUUUUACUGUAAAUAUCGAGGAAAGUGUACCCUGUCGUUUGCAGCCGUGCGCCAACAUAACGUAUCCAAAGUGUGUCCCGUCGAUUGGAAGUUUGGCCGUUUUUGUUUAUCGCGUGAAAAACGAGGCGCAACGGAAAGCUGGUGCGGUGGACGCAUUUUAACCUUAGCCGCCGUGUUGUUGUGUGCGUACCGUGCCGUGCGCUAUGGGCGAUAUUCCAUGGCAGCCGACGAUGAACGAACCGUCGACGUCCCAACCGCAAGUGCCGCGGUUAACCGAAAAUGAUCAACUGUUCGAGGAGCUGCUGGAAAACAUCGUGUACGUGGGCAACCUGCCGAAAAACAUCGUGCUGACCGACCUGAUAGAGCUGUUCAAGUACGCCGGCCGGAUCGAGCGCGUCGCCUGGUACGGCGAGCAUCGGACCGAUAUCAACACGAAAGUAGCGUUCGUACGCUUCCGGCACUCGCGGCACGCGAAGGAAGCGGCCAAAUGGGACCGGAUACGGUACCACGACUCGAUACUGAUCGUGAUGCAGAUAUUCAAGGACCAGUGGUUCGACAUGAGCGUAUCGAUAAUGGUGCGAAACAUACGCGAUGACACAUCCGACUGGCAGCUGUACGAAGCGUUUCGACGAUUUGGCAAAAUAUACGGCAUCCUGAUACCCACGCACGGUACCGCGUACGUCGGCUUCUACUACGAGGGCGAAACGCAAUGCGCCCUGGAGAUGAACAACAACAUGUUCAAUGGCAACAGAAUGCGGGUGGAAAUGUUGCGACGGAAUCUGCCACUGCAGCAGAUCGAUAUCUUCGACAUAACAAAGAACGAGGUCCGGCUGCUCCGCGACAUGCUGCUCGAGGUGGACGAAAAGCUGGAACAGUUUUACUCCGCGUACGAUGAAGCUUUCAACUACUCGUCGAAAGACUACCGCCGGUGGAAGCGGAAGCGACGCCGCGUAACACCCCUGCUGAGCGACUCCAGCUCCUCGUCCGAAAGCAGCUCGUCCAGCGUGUCGGAAAUGUCGAACCGGAGCGCAACCGAGGUACGGCGCAUACUGUGCGGUUCGAACGAGGAGAACCGCUGCCUCGGCAUCUUCGGCAUGAACCCGGACACGACGGAGAAAACGCUGAUGAAGCUGUUCUCCCGGUACGGGCACGUGAAGGACAUCAAGCUGAUAUACGACGGCAAAACGAACGUGUCCCGCGGGUACUCGUUCAUCUACUUUAAGCAUGCCAGCGAUGCCCGCCGGGCGCAGCGCAAGCUGAACGGCACCAUGCUCGAGGGGCGCAAGGUGCGGGUCGACUUUAGCCGCAGUAAACCACACGAACCGCGGGCCGACCGGCGCAAACGUGUGUCACCGACGGCGACGGCCGCCGCUACGGCUGCGGCCGCAUCCACCAGUACCGACCGGUGCUGCCAUCGCCGGCACGGUAGCGCUACGCACCACAAGAAGCGUAAAAAGCGACGCGUAUGCUACUCCUCGUCGGAUUCGGAUUAGGACUAGCAGAGCACCGUACGGAUCGAAACGCUUGCAACACAGGGGAACCUUCACCCUUUUGGCUGCUGCACUAGAGUGGCCACAUCCGGCGGGGAGGUGGCCACACCAAACACACCAUACUUUGUUACUCUUAAGUUUUUUUUUGAACCCUUUUCCGUUUUUUUCUUACUUUUUUUAGGCACAAACACACUGACACACGGAACAGAAAGGAAAAAACAAACCCGAACCGACGCCGGGGGACAGGAACGGAGCACAGAUAGCACUAUCAAAUUUGGAAUCCAUCCUGUCGCAUAGCAAAAAUUCAAAAUCAAUUACAUCCUUUCUUUCAACAAAAUAAUGAUCAGCUUCAAACAAACCCGAAAGUCCGCGCGCAUUCCCAACACACAACUUCAAUUCAAAGACCCCGUCCCCGGUCUAGCACACCUAGGCGGACAGAACAGUCGGUCAGUGCUGCUUCUAUCAAGACCGUGUGUGUGUGUGAGUGUGUAUGUGUGUCAAAGUGUUCCCCCGGCAGUCCGCUGCAACAAACAAAAAAAAAAACGUCAUUUUUAUUCGCCCGUUGGUCAGUUUGGCUUGAACAUUUGAACCGUACAUUUAUUUGUGUAGAUCGUUUUUGUUUAAACACACAUUUUUAUAAGAACCUAGUUUUCUACGCCAAUCUAAUAUUAUAACAAGACUGUUUAAAUCAUCUGCCGAACAGAAAACCUCACCCACGGCAAUGGUCCGGAAGUAAGAAGUGUGGGACGCGAAAUAGGUGACAGGAAAGCUGUAUGUAUGUGGUACACAUAUUUUUAAUAUGUGUGUGUGUGUGUGAUGUAUGUGUGAAAAGCGAUGAGAAUUAAAGCAACAACAACAAAAAAACAAAACUAGACACGAACUGCCGUACUUUAUCCGUGUGAUGUAUGUACCGUGAUGAUAACAAAGGUCCCCCCAGCAGCCCACGUUGCAUUGUUGGCAAAAAAGGGGGGCGGGGGGGGGAUUGGGGGAAAAAAAUUCACAGUAAAGGAUAGGAGAGAGAGAGAGAGAGAGAGAGCGAAAUAGAUGGUAGCAGGAAGAAAUUUAUAAAUAUAAAAGUCUAAACAAAAAAAAAACAACCAACUUAUAGCUACAACACAUGCGCGCGGGACCGAAUAUCCUUUGCUCGGCACUCAAUAUAGGGAUAGUUAGUAGACAAAAGCGACGAGCAAAGGAACGGCGAAAAAGCUUGUAAGUUAGCAUUUGUUGUUAGGUACAUUGAUAGGUUGUUGGACCGCGCGCGUACGAUCACGUGAAUCGUAGCCAUCCGGGAUGUUAAAGUGCUCCUUCGGUGGCGUUUUUUGGUCUCUUCACUACACAUCCGGAUACAAGAUUUAAGGGGUUUUUUAGACGGAUAGGACGGAUCAUAAAAAGUGGAGAGAACAGUUGGGAACCCGCCGCAGCAAUACCGAUCGGGUCUGGGAGGAUCGGUCGUAAAGGUGGCACAAGAAGAAACAAAACAAAAAAACCAAAACAAA
Molecule: messenger RNA, 2988 nt
Organism: Anopheles stephensi (Asian malaria mosquito)
Lineage: Eukaryota; Metazoa; Arthropoda; Insecta; Diptera; Culicidae
Product: nucleolin-like
Exons: 2
Coding region: 206-1495 (429 amino acids)
Molecular function (GO): RNA binding
Source: RefSeq, a predicted model, not a curated record